AUGGCGACCAAACAGCAUCAGGAUGCUCCUACGCCAACCCGGCCCAAGAGCACAAAUGGAAUUAUUAACGGAACCAAAGCAAGUGUUGGUGAUCCACGGGUCGUGGUUAUCAUUUAUGGCCAAGGCCAAGAAAGAAUUGUGGCUGUUUUUGCGGACGUGCUUGGAAAGCCAUAUCGACUGGCUGCAAGAUUCUCUGAAGUUCGUGGUGACGACCAGGGAACGGUUGUGGGGAUAGCUGUUGGCGACGCGAAAGCCGACAUUCUGUCAAGGAAUAGAGUUUUGUUGGUCACCAUCAACGCUCAUUGUGUGGCUUUGGGGAUGCCUCCGGAUGUCGACUUAUCAGCUGCAUCAGACUACGAAUUCCUAUAUACGGAAUCGCCAUUUUUCCGGAGGGACCUCUCUCGAUUUAUUGCUUUUAUUCUGGGCCAAAUCAGCCAUCACGAGGAAUUAAUAACAAAGCCAAGGACAUAUUUCAUCUCCACAACAUUUCCUGAUGUACGAACAGCACUUUCAAAUCUUGACAUCCUCUCUGUUGGUUCAGAUGCCGUCGAAAUACGGGUAGAUCUUCUGAGAGAACCUCUACCUGAUGGAUCAUUCAGCCCAGUACCCAGUUUGAGCUACGUCGGGGAGCAAGUCAUGUUGUUGCGACAACGGACAGAGCUCCCGAUCAUAUUCACGACCAGAUGCACUCGAGAAAAUGGUAAAUUUCCUAUGGAUAAUCCGGAAUUAUUCUACCAGUAUCUUUACCGAGCGAUACAAUGGGGUUGCGAGUAUGUAGAUGUUGAAAUAUGGUUACCGGAGGAAAUUCGACAUCGUCUUUUUGAGCAACGAGGCAGUAGCCGCAUCAUUUCCGCCUUUCACGAUUUUUCGGGAACCUUUAAAUGGGCUUCACCGCAAGCCCAGACCAUAUUUGACGAAUCUAGAAAAUAUGGAGACAUCGUCAAAAUGAUCACAAUCAUCAAUUCCAUGUCCGAAAACUACGAACUCGAGUAUUUUCGCUCCCAGAUCAAGGCCAACAAUCCAGAAGGCCCACCACUCUCAGCAGUUAACAUGGGUCAACUAGGCCAACUUUCGCGCUCCUUGAAUACAGUUUUCUCCCCAAUUACACAUCCUCUGCUGCCUAUCGUCGCUGCUCCAGGUCAGAUGUCUGCAGCAGAAAUCAACGAAGCAUUAAGCACGAUGGGUCAACUUCCAAAAAAGAACAUAUAUGCAAUCGGGUCUUUCCGCUCAAGUCCCCAAGUCACCUUUUUUGAAAAGUGCUUUAAUGAGCUUGGGCUUCCUCAUAAUUUUACCUCUGUGGACCGGUCUGGUGUGAGAGGCUCUAUCGAAUCUUUCUGUCAUCAGCCUGGUUUUGGUGGAGCUUACCUCAGCCCUGCUUUACCGGCAAAUCAACCUUACAUUCCCGUUCUUUCGGAUGCAGCCAGAACCACUGGCACCAUUGACACGGUCGUUGUUCGAGGCGAAGGUGCAUCCGCAUCAUUUAUUGGCGAUAAUGCGACAUGGAAGGGCAUUCGUGCAACCUUGACUCGAGAUUUUGCGCCAUCAGCAUACCAGGAUCGAGCUGCGAUCAUAUUAUCACACUCCCCCGAAGAUGCUGCACCAAUAAUAUUCGCUCUGCGGAGUUUGAAUAUUGGGAAAAUGUAUAGCGCCGGGUUUAAAGCUCCUGGACCUCUUGCGGUUGGUGUUGAGCCGUUCACAUCUAUAGACAGUCUACAAAGAGUCGAUCACCCUUUUGCCAUUAUUUCCGCAUUGCCUUCUGGGAAGUCACACCUGGUACACCCUCUGCUCCGCCACUUUUCUUCCACUAGCAGAAGGUCAACGCCAACCAUCGAGAGAAAGGGUAGCGGAGGUAAAGGAAAAGUCUUCCUUGAUCUUGCAAAUGGACCAAGACAGAGUGAUCCUCUUGCCGUAGCAGAGCAGCAUGGAUGGACAGCUUAUGGUGUAGCUGAUACAAGCGCGUUUACCACAGUUGAAACGCUGAGAUUGCUUAUUGGGCAAAAUGUUCCUUAUAGUUUUGUCAGGUUGGCUAGUGGGAGGGGGCUUUAUUGA
Hymenoscyphus albidus is the source of this 2049-nucleotide messenger RNA. Lineage: Eukaryota; Fungi; Ascomycota; Leotiomycetes; Helotiales; Helotiaceae. The record is from the annotation of a GenBank genome assembly.